GAAGGCUGGGCCUUAAGGAGUGAUCCGGACGCGCGGGAGGUGCAUCCACGCUGGCACUGGCCCUGCUGCAGACGGAUCCGCCCCGGGAAGAGCAGGAGGACCUGGCCCCCGGUGCAAAAGCGGAGGACCCUCCAGGCAGCCAGGAUUAGGGCUCCAGAUCAUGAAUGUGUAGCCUUGGUGGAACGUGAAAUCCCAGUGACUGGCCAGCCUGCAACAUUUUGAACCAUCUUGGCUGCUAACUUCCUUUAUCCUUAUGAGAAUACUAGACCGUUUACCUCAUAAGCCUACAAUGGCAGUGGAUGUAGCCAUGCAGCUGCACUUGAGGCCAUCUUUGCGAAGAGAGAGCUUUGCCUACAAAAUAGCUCCAAAGCCCAAGAAGCCUUUGAGACCCUGCAUCCAUUUGAACAGUGCUGCUGCAUUAAACGAACUGGGAACAGAAGUAAAAAAUUUGCAACAAAACAAAGUGAAAAAGCGGGUAUCCUUUGCAGACAGCAGAGGCCUCGCUCUGACAAUGGUUAAAGUAUUUUCAGAAUUUGAUGAGCCCCUGGAUAUUCCAUUUAAUAUCACAGAACUCAUAGACAGCAUUAUGGGCCUGACAACAGUGGAAAGAGAUGACUUUGUCUUGGAUUUUGUACAGCCUUCUGCUGAUUAUUUGGAUUUCCGGAAUCGUCUCCAGGCUGAAUAUGUGUGUCUUGAGAACUGCAUGUUGAAAGAUAAGUCCAUCAUGGGCACAGUGAAAGUCAGGAAUCUUGCAUUUGAGAAGGCUGUGAAAAUCCGGAUGACAUUUGAUACGUGGAAAACCUUCACGGACUACCCCUGCCAGUAUGUUAAGGAUACAUAUGCAGGUUCAGAUAAGGACACAUUCUCCUUUGAUAUCAGCUUGCCGGAGAGAGUGCAGCCCCACGAAAGAAUAGAAUUUGCUGUGUGUUAUGAGUGUGAUGGAAAGGUGUACUGGGACAGCAAUAAAGGUCUGAAUUACAGGAUUGUCCGCUCUGAACUCAAAUCUGCUCGGGAGAUUUCUCACCCUCAAGGUGAUCCUGGUUUUGGAAUUGCCUUUGACCAGUUUGGAAGUCCUAGGUGUUCCUAUGGCCUGUUUCCUGAAUGGCCUAGCUAUUCGGGGUAUGAAAAACGUGGGCCUUAUUACUGACUCAAAGACUUGGAAAUGGGUUGUUGUUUUUUUAAAAAAACAUUUGGGAGUCAAAUAUCACUGUUGCCAAAGGAGGUGCGUGUUUGUAGUUCCAGAAAGUGAAACAAAAUGACUCAAGCAACUCCUAACUGCAAAAGGUUUUUAAACAUGGAGGGUCUCUGGACUAUCGGUCGUGAAUUGAAACAUCUAAGAGAAGGCAAGAUGUCCUUAUUGUCCUGGGCUCAUGCUGACAUUUUCUUCAGCAUUUAACACUUCAGUUCAGCCUGGAGGUACAUUACAGUAUUGUGCAGGGAAACUAUUCUCUAUCUGAGCUUAUUAUAUUCUGGAGUUUGACUUGACUACAUGUCUUUUUAAAAUGUUAUUCUGUGCUUGACAAGGAAUAAUAAUGGAGAGACUAACUAACCAGUGAGUGGGUUUUACGUAGGUCUUCCAGUUUUCCCCUUCUCUGGUUAUCCCAUGUGCUCGAGGCUUUUGGAUGGAAGUGACUGUAAUUUUAGCUGGCCUUCUGACUCUGUUUCCUUCCAUUUUAGGAAAUGCCUUCAUUUGUGGGAAGAUACCAGGGUGCUUACUCACAAUUCAGCCUGUGCCUUUCUUAUCCUAAGAACACAAUAUGUAUAAAUUAUUUGCUGUUGCAGAGGUGGAAGAAACAGCCUGUAGCUUGGUCAUGUAAUCUUGUAGCAUCAUUGUUAAGGGUUAGUUAGCAUAAGUGAAGAGCUCUUAUAUUAUUAAUGUGCCUUGACAGCAGUGUUGGGUUGGGAAGCAGGGGUGUGAAGAAUAAAGGAUAUAUGUACAUUUAAAAGCCUAACUCUUCAUGCUACCAUGCUUGCAUAUAAUGGCUUUGAGCCUAGUGGGUAGUUGUCUGGUUAGAGAUAAUUUUAAAACUUUUUUUCAUGAAUUUUAUAAGAUGGCAAUAAAUAGGUUCUCCAUAACAAAUUAAAAGAGGUCUCAAAUCAUAGAAGGAGUAUCUAUUCAGUCCAGUUUCCUUUUAUUUGCCCCCCUUGCUGAGAUACAUCAGUUGGAGACCUGAAUCCAACUAGAGUAGACCCAGUGAAUCAUUUUGUUGACUGGUGAGUCAACACUUUAUGAUUUAGGAGGUUUACUACAUGGUUGGGAGUACCACAAGAAUUUGAAAAUGUUACCUUUUGGGUUGCGACUCCCCCAGCCCCCAAUCCCUAUGCCCCAGGAAUUCUCCUACUUAUAGUCUGGAGAGGUAACUUUUCCAUGCUUUGUCCAAGAGUUUUACACUUGCUGCUUUACUCAGAUGAGUUCUUCUUUACUUCCUCCUGUAGAACUUGCUUAAUGACUCUUGAGUUAGAAGGUACCUUCGCAUCCAUGCAGUGUUGGGUGUACUGGAUAAGUAGUAGUGAGAAUCAAAGGAUGAAUCUGCAGAAGGAACUUGAUGCAGACCAGCCUGCUUGGUAUGAUGGGGGAUCCUUGGCAUGGCAGCUUGCCAUUAAAUUUGAGGAAAUCUCCCAGGGUAUUGCUGGUGCAGGAGUAGGACUCAUGUGGCCUUCAGGUGUUGUGGGGAUGUAAGCCUAACAUUCCUCACCAUUGGCUAUCCUGGGUAGGGCUUCUGAGCUUUGUAGUCCAUCAACAUGUGAAGGGCUGCAUGAUUCCCACUCCUGUGCUGCUCCUUUUUCAGGUGAAAAGCCAGGCAUUUCCUUAAAUGAGUCAUGUUAUUUUGCCUGUUUAGUUUGCAUACACAGAAUGUGAGUUCACAUUCAUGUUUCAUGGUAUAGAAACAGUAAUCAAAGAGCUGGAUUUUGGAAAUGUAUGAGUACCCAAGGACUUAUGCAUGCUGUGAAUCUUUUUUAUUUUAAUUCUCUUCAGCUUAGAGAUCAACCCUUCUACUAAAACAAGCUUCUUGAGAGAUGCUGUUCCUACUGCUCCCCCUUCUGUAAAAAUAGGAUUUUCAUCAGCCUGUUCUGGAGAGAAGACACUGGGGCCUUUGUUGCUCUAAUAAAGGAAACUAUGUCCUAGUGAUGCAAGUCAUAAUAAAACUAAUAUUUUCAGAAUAUGUUGUACCUUGUGCAACCAUGUUCCUUGCCAUUGGCUGUACUUGCAAGGGCUGCUGGAAGCUGGAACCCAACAACAUCUGGAAGGUUUCACUUGACCCACCUUUUUCUUCUUAAAUGGAGGAACAGGGCUAAAUCCAGUAUUGGUCCUAGGUAGAGAAGAGUCAUUCAAAUAAAUUUGAAUUUAGUCCCAAGUCCUGAUGAAUUCAAUGGGCCUCCUCCAGGCAAUACUAAUGUAUGAUGCAGCUGAAGGUUAAUAGAACCUGUUGGAAAUAAGGUGUAAUCUCUCACACUUACCAGAGAUGCUGUCCAGUGGAACACUGCAGGACUUAACAUCAGAAUAAAUCCUUACAGGAUUGCUGUCAAAUAAAAUCAGUUUUUAAAAUAAAAGCUUGGGCUUGCAACCGGGAAGCUUAUGAUUGCUAGUACUUCAGUCUCUCUGUUUAUUCAUAGAAGUAUUUCUACCAAAGGUGUAAUAAAUCCUCACAUUCGAGAGUAAAUUAUGCCACUUUGGGAGACAGCUGAAAUGCAGCCUUUUUGAUGCUCACAUUGUCAGCUCAGGAGCAGACUUGAGGGGUUCACAACACCAGCUCAAGAUCUUUAUGCAAAAUGCUUUAAAUUCAUUUUGUGGAAAAAGCUGAGCUUUGGUUAGCAAAUAAAUUAGUCCUUUGGUUCAAGAACUUGCAGGUCGUCUUUACAUGCGUGGUUUAGACAAGGUCAGGCAUAAAUGUGAACCUUAAUUUUCCAUGCUUGAACCACACCAAGACCUUCAAUGGAGAGGCAAGGAUCAUGAACGGAGGCUCUGUGGAUAUCAUCCCCAUCACUAUCGCCACCACAUACGAACCCAUAUCUGCAAGGGACCAUGUGUGGAAACUGGAUCCGGGAAUGAAAUAAAUAGGGCUGUAAUCUUAAAUGGAGGAACUCCAGCAAAAUUGGUAAACAGAUCAGUCGAAAAGUCUAGAUCCAUCGCCUUUCCCAAGUCUGUGUUCCUGGAGGCACACUAUAUGGACCACACUCAAAUUUCUUCCAUAGUUGUUUAUGGAACUCCUUCAAGUGCCUUCACAAAUAGUGUGUUACUGUGAAAUUAUUCUAAAUUGUGCCUUAAGGGGGUUAGGGAUAAUUCUAGUCUUUGCAGAAGGCAUGCAUGAAAGAGAAAACUGCCAGGCAGGAGCUGGAGAUAAUACUGUGAAAAGCAAAACCAAGUUUGGUUAUCCCAAAUGCACUUUCAUUUCAGCCUUCUUACUGGUUGUUAAAGCUAGCUUGCCAAUUUGAAUGUAACUAAGGAAUGAUGUUCUCUCUUCCAGUAAAUGCUUUGGAGUGCCUUGCAUGUUUUUACAUAUUUUGUACACAUCUGAAAAAAAAGAAUGCACUUUAAAAUCACAAUGGAUUUAUUUUCUGUAGUACAUUUUGCAAUGUCACAGUGUUUUUGUUGUUUUUAUCUGCUAUUAAAUAAUACAAUAUUACAA
This is a messenger RNA of Sceloporus undulatus (fence lizard), 4628 nucleotides long. It is a transcript of the gene PPP1R3B, whose product is annotated as protein phosphatase 1 regulatory subunit 3B. The record is from RefSeq and is a predicted model, not a curated record. Bases 254 to 1147 code for a protein of 297 amino acids. NCBI's taxonomy places the organism in Eukaryota, Metazoa, Chordata, Lepidosauria, Squamata, Phrynosomatidae. Gene Ontology annotation, cellular component: protein phosphatase type 1 complex. Gene Ontology annotation, molecular function: glycogen binding; protein phosphatase 1 binding. The transcript has 3 exons. Gene Ontology annotation, biological process: regulation of glycogen biosynthetic process.